AUGUUGGAUCCCGCUUCAGCGUCGGUCGCAUUCAUCGGCUUCGCUGCCAGCCUUGCGACGCUCGCUGGCCUUGUGGUCGACUCCAUCCAGACCCUCAUCGAGCUUCGCAGCAGACUUAAUGGGGCUCCUGAAGAGCUCAAGCGGCUGUUAUCUGUCCUUCGACAGCAUGAAUCGAUUCUCGUCGACCUCAGAGAUCGUACCAGCACGUUUACGUCGGAGGAACUGUCAGACGAGCUACAGAAGUUCUGGCAGGAAAACAACACACAAAUGGCAGCAGACUAUGCGCGGCUAAAAGAGCAUGUGAAAAAGAUACAAGUCACCUUCCAAGGAACGACAGUCACCAAAAAAUACCUACGAGCUCGAAUCCAGAAUGCCUUCCGUUCCCCGGAGGUGCAGGAAUUGGAAACCCGUCUACAAGGCAACUUGAGCAAGUUCGAUGCUGUGCUUUCCAUGGUUGUUGAAAGCCGACUUCGAAAACAGGACCAUCAAGAACUCCAAAGUAUUCGCUUAUCCACGUCUAGGACAGAGACGUAUCUCUCGCAACAAGCUGUGCAACUUAGUGGAAUAGAGCACCGGCUCCGAUUUAUCUCUUCUCACUUGAAGGUUCCUGCUGGUAGUAAUCACCUAUUUCGAGGACGCAAUUUUCAAGCUCCCAGCCUCAACCAAGGCAAUCAUCAGGCUCGAAGGCUGUGGCCCGGACUUCCGCGAUUUGCCAGAAUUUUAUUAGCUGAAACAGAAGGAAUGUGUCUCGUCCGUCGGUACUGGUUUGGAUUUUUGAGGGUUAAGGUGAUUCGCGACACAAUCCAGGAAGAUCCAUCCUCAUUGGAAGCAUUUGAAGACCACACAUACGUCGAGUUCACCUAUAUUCCUCCAAGAUGGUUGUCUGAUAUGUGUUUUACCGUCUCACUGACGCCUUCCGCACGUCUCCAGUUGCAGAACGUGCAUGUCAACUCGGACCCGAGACUUUUCAAGUACUUAUUGUCUUGUGAUGUUCAGGGUCUACAAACUAUGUUCGCCCAUGGGCUAGCCCAUCCCCUCGACCUUAUACCGCUGCACUAUGAUUCCGAGCUCGCCGAUACGCCGGAUUAUCCACGUGGGGGACCGGAAUCAUUAUUUGAGGCAAGUGUCAUGUUACGGGUUCUGGAACAGUGA
This is a messenger RNA of Fonsecaea multimorphosa CBS 102226, 1152 nucleotides long. RefSeq lists its product as uncharacterized. The record is from RefSeq and is a predicted model, not a curated record. Lineage: Eukaryota; Fungi; Ascomycota; Eurotiomycetes; Chaetothyriales; Herpotrichiellaceae. Bases 1 to 1152 code for a protein of 383 amino acids. The transcript has 3 exons.